This is a messenger RNA of Juglans regia (Persian walnut), 1113 nucleotides long. RefSeq lists its product as uncharacterized. The coding region runs from base 353 to 868 and encodes 171 amino acids. Gene Ontology annotation, cellular component: endoplasmic reticulum membrane. NCBI's taxonomy places the organism in Eukaryota, Viridiplantae, Streptophyta, Magnoliopsida, Fagales, Juglandaceae. The record is from RefSeq and is a predicted model, not a curated record. Gene Ontology annotation, biological process: vesicle-mediated transport; endoplasmic reticulum organization. The transcript is spliced from 7 exons.
UUGGUUCUUCUUGUUCCAUCUUGUUUUCCAUUUUAUCUGUUUUCUCUGAGUUAACCCCUAACACAGAUCAAAAUACAGUAUUUUUUUUUUAUUGCUAAGGCAUAUUAAGUGAAACUUUGAUACAGGAGUUGAUGGUCUUUGUCGAGUAAUUAGGUCCUUGUUUGGCAGAUUUUGUGGCUAUACUCGGCCAAAAUCAUUGAUUCUUCUAGAGUUCCUAAGUUGUGAAGUUUUACUGCACUUCACCUGUUUGACAGAUUGUGCGCACAAAGUUUUGUUGUCUUCUAGCACACACCAGGUUUCAAGGCGGAACCAACUGAAAGUCUGAAACCUAGACAGAAAAUCGAAGUAGACGAUGCAGCAGAGAAAAUCAGCAUCUGGGAGACCUUCUGGGACAGAUGGCUCUGAUUUCUCCUAUCGGAUGGUUGUCGAUUCACGGUAUCAGAAGGUAGCUUCAGGGAAGUCUCGUCUCUCCUCUCUGAUUUUCACCCAGGCUGUGAUUCAAUUAAUUGGAACUGUAUGCACAGUUCUGUCAAUCUCAAAGGAGGAUCCUGAUAGAAUUGCUAUUUUCGCUAUUGCUGUUGGGUUUGUUUCUCUGAUACUAGGGGAAUUAGGUCAAAGACGUAGUCGAGUGGGCCUGUUAAAAAUCUAUAUGGUUGGAUCUUCUACCACGAUACUUCUCUGGCUUGCUUGUCUUUCUAAGAGCAAUUUUAUGUUAGAGCUUAUCCGAGAUCCAAGUAAAUGGGAAACAAAGAAGUUGGAACUUUUGGAGACUGCUCUUGUUCUGUUUGGGUUUCUGGUACAAGUAUUUACAAUUGGCACAGCAACAUCUCUUAUCAGUAACAUGUCCCCUCCCAAAAGGGCCUCUUAACUGAUGCUUGUAACUACAAGUCAUGACUCUCCAUGUCAACGGCUGAAGUUUUUUGGGUGAUUCAUUAUCCACACAAAUCACGAAAGAUUUGAUUUUGUAGUUUUAGUUCAUUGAUUAACUGGCUGAGAUCCAUCCUUGAGAAAGAAUGUUGUAUUUCCAUUUUCCGCACUCGCGCUCUGUAAAACAGCAUAUCAUUAUAACAAUUAUUAAAAUUUAAAAUAGAAUCUUAUGGUUAAGUUGGUAGU